UGCACCUGAUACUGUAUCAUAGGCUUCUUCCAAGACUCCGCCCCUUUCUCUAUGGAGUAGAGACUAAAAGGGGUAUCCCAAACUGGUUGUAGGAGAGAGAGAAGCGGCCCCUCGGCCGCUUCUACGGGGUAUCCGACCAAGUCCUUCAGACUGAGGAUAGACUGCAGAGCUCGGGCCGACCUAUCUUUCUAGAUAGGCAUAAAGCCACCUCUCCUUCCUUUGGUAGUGAGCUGACCUGACGGUGGACGCGGGUCAAAGAGCCUCAUUAACGGGAGUGAACCUUCCCUCUAAUUAGCGAGAGGGACGCAACUCAUUAAAAGGACCAGCUCAUCUCGUUAGAGAUUGUUCCAGUUUGUUCCCGAAUUGAAGAACACAGGACUACAACCAAGACUGAAAGCAGACGACUGGCAUGCUGACCUGAUGACAAGUGACGAAGGACAGAGUUUAUACAAUCAACAUAAAAGGUCAUGGAAGGACUUUGAAAGUUUGGACUUUUGAUCAUGAGGAUAUGUAAGAAAGAAUGAAUUAUACAUGUUAACAUCACAUAUAUGCAUACACAUCCUACAUAGAAUAGGAAGUUAUCUCAUGGAAUGGGGAGAAAUAUAUAUUGAGUGGAUCAGGAGUAACUAGGAUGGAGGAAGAAUGGAAACCAUGUCAUGAUAGGAUCAGUUUAAGAAACUAAGAAUAUAUAUCCUAAAGAAGACUCGGGGAGAAGACUGGAUGGAGAUCAAAGCAGGAAUGCUUAUCCAAGAGUGACUGGAGUCUGAGGAACUUACUGAUUCACAAGGAACGAAUGACAAUGUAUUAGCUUAUAAAGGCAAAACAAUGUAUUGGGAAAGCACUGGAUCUGUAUUCCAAGAACCUGGGUUGAAACACUGGAUCAGCUACUUGAUACCCAUGCAAGUGCCUUCUUGGUUGUGAGCUUCAAUUUCCAUGAAAUCUAGAAGAUCUGCUUUCAAUUUGGGUCUGGACAAAAGAAGGUGAUACAGAUGAGAUACCAGUCAACCUAAGCUGGCAAAGGUUCAGUACUGAUUGGACCAUGGAGCAUAUUCCUCCAAUUCUGUCCAGAAACUCAACAGUUCCUGCAAAGAAACAUCCCUGAAGAAAGGGAAUGGUGGAUAGGACUUACCUGGAAUUAUGCACGGAAUGGAACCACAGAAGGGUGGAUGGUUUGGCUGGAUAUGUCUAAUAUAAGCUACAGCCACUGGCAUGAGGAUCAGCCUCUUCCCUCCUUAGCCAAGUGUGGCUACAUUAUGAAGAAUUCCCACUAUGAAUGGGCUGCAAUGGAAAACUGCACUCAGGAGUUUGCCUUCAUUUGUGAAUUUGAGUUUGGCCAGAGCCUGGCCUGUGAAGGCUCCAAUGCCACUGUGCACUGCGGCUCGGGGGAAGUCAUUCAGAUCGAUGACGGCUUCUACGGACGGCAGACCCCUCAUUACUGUGCCACGCAUGCAACGAUGGCUGCAGAGCACGGGGAAGGAUGCGGUGGGAUCGGCGUCCGGGACGAAAUAGCAGGACAAUGCCAUGGGCUCCAAGCAUGCCAGGUGGCAGCAGAUGAGGCAUUCUUUGGCGAUAUGUGCCCUUCCCUUGGCAGUUACCUUUGGAUCCAAUAUCACUGUGUGGAAGGUCUGCAAGUGAGGGUACCUGAUACGUCUUUCAUCUCUGACAAUAUCACCAUCUCUCUGAUAUGGCUGCUCUCACCUUAUACUGGAAACCUGUCCUGCAUCAUCAACACUGGUGAUGGCACAGCUAUUGAUCCAUAUUAUCCCCCAAGCAGCUUGUCCAGCAAUGUGACUCAUCGAUUUACAUCUCCCGGAGAGUUUACCAUUUUCGUCGAGUGUACAGCCAGUGAGUGGCAUGUGAGUGCCCAGAGGCAAGUGACUAUCUGGGACAAGAUGGAGAGCCUCAGGGUGACUGGUUGCUAUAAUCGAUGGGAGUCUGGAAACAGCUCCUCCUGCAGAACCCUCUAUGGAGAUGUUCUAUGGAUACAAGUGGAACUUGAUGGAGGAACGGGGGUAACUUUUAUGAUAUUGUCAGAUAACAUCACUCUGACAGAAUCUGCCAUCCAGAAAGGAGGCAUCCCACACAAUCUGACCCUGGUCAGCAUUGCACAGCCGUUACUCCAUCCAGGGGUCCAUCAUCUGGAAAUUCGGGCAGUCAGCAACAGCACCACCUCCACACUUUCCAGGAACCUCACUGUUCACAUCAUGGAGCCCCUGUCUGGUCUUCAGGCCUUCUGGGUUUCUGAUCACUUGGAGCUGGGACAGGAUCUUCUCAUUAAUGUGUCUGUGGCCCAGGGGUUCCCUGAGGAGCUGACAUUUGAGGUGGCAGGGGCCAGUGGAAACUUCUCCUAUGUGAGAGAGUGUUUGGGGAAAGAAUCCAAGGUUUACAGCAUCCCUAUGCCAGUAGAAGGAACCUUUCUGGUCACAGUGCUUGUUCAAAACAUCUUCUCCAAUCUGAGCCUGGCAAUUGGGAGAGUCAGUGUAUCCCCUAAGGAGCCUGUCCACAAGGCAACUCCUGUCAACCAAAAGCUAUCCAAGAUGAACACCCAGAAGGAAAAUAAGGAUAAAGGGAAAAACCAGAUGUAUAUUAAGCCAAGUCGGUUUGUGGAUCUCUUCACGCCGGUGACUCUGGGCUGGCCAGAUUACAACGAGAGUCUGACCUUUGCAUGGUCAUGUGGACGGUGCUGGCCUCAGUGGCAGGAAUGUGUCCAGCAGCAGCUGCUCUUCACGGACCAAAGGGAGAUGCUGGUGGAGCCUGGCUGCCUGCCUCCUCCCAACUCCGCCGUCACCCUCCACGUGCUGGUACGCGGCGUCCAGGGACAACGGUGGCGAGAUGAGCAGUGUGUAUACGUGACGGCAGAGCAGAAGCUGCACCCCCGGAUCAGUUGUGAAAAAAAUUGCAAGCCAGUGAAUGUGAGUGAAGAAGUCCUGCUGAGGGCCACUUGUGGGGAUGGCCGACAGUCUGUGACAUAUAGCUGGUAUUUAGAUACCUCCUUCCAGAAAAAGGUGGAACCCCUUCCGGCUGUCUGUGGUCUCAGUGGAUUUAGGCCAAGCUCCUUAAAGCUGCUACAGAGAAACACCCCCGUCUUGCUAAUGAACAGCUCGUUCCUGUCUGAACUCCAGGCCUCAGCCGCUGGUAUAGCUCAAAUUAAAGUUACAGCAAUGACCAAGUGGGCCUAUGGAGAACAGAUCUAUGUCAUCAGCACUCUUUAUCCUCCUGAGGUUCCAGCCUGUACUACCAUUCCAGAGCAGGGGACCAUUCUGACAAGCUUUAGGAUCUCUUGCAACACAUCUGUAGAGCCUGGCUUGCUCAUCUAUUGUUUCUGUCUGAAAUCAGAUUCAUGCCUCUACUGUGGUCAUGGGUCAGAACUCCUAUCGGCUUAUCUGCCACUUGGAGAAGCAGAAAAUAACUAUAUCCUGAAGAUUCUCAUUUCUGUUGCUAAUAAGGCUGGAGACACAGUUCAUACCCACGUGGUAGUCAAGGUGGAACAAGAAGAUACAAUCAAGGGAAAUGGAACACUUCAUACAUUGGUGUCAGAGAAGAUAAGCAACAUCCUCAUGGGAGAUAAUAGCAGCACGGCACUUGUCCAGUUGUCCAAGUCAGUGGCCUCUAUCUUGAAUCUAGGGGGCAAAGACAAAGGCUACCCUCCAUCUCUGAGAGCCAACCCUGCACAAGAGGUUAGAGAGCUCUUGUUGAAGACCCUGGCUUCUAUCCCUGUUGAUGAAAUGCAGCAGGCUUUAGGGAUGGCAGAGGCACUUAAAGAUAUCACCUGGCGCCAUGAAGAGCUCUCCCUUUCAGCCCAGCUGUUGGCCAGCCAUAUUCUUCAGAAUGUCAGCAGGUCCCUGGCAAGAGGGAUGUCUAGUCCUGAGGACAACACUGUCAGACAGAAGCGCCAGAUGAUGGUCACACACCUGUUCCAUGCAGUGGGAAACGUGCUUGAAGCAUCGAGGAGUCAAGAGAUUGAAGAGCCACUGGGCUCUGGUACAAGCCAGGUGAUUCUAGAGCUCCUCAGUACCCUGGAGAAUCUACAGAGUGCUCUCUUGCUAGGAAAGCCCCCAAGACACCAUCCCACCAUGUUGAGUUUACCUACAAUCUCCAUGUAUAUCAACAGGGUGCAACCACAAGGUCUGGAUGGUGCUUUCUUUCAUUUCAACAUAAGCAACUCUGCUGCCUUCACUCUGCCCAGAAUUUCCUCCCUCAAAUCCUUGGGCAAUGAUGAUGAACCUGUGGACAUAAGGAUGGUGAGUUUUCCUGAGAAUCCCUUCCCUGCAAGGAGCAGCUUUGAUGUUCAAGGGAGCAUUGGAGGCCUUCAUCUGACCAGCCCUGAGGGCCAACUCAUCCCAGUGAGGAAUCUGAAAGACAAUAUUGAGAUAGUGUUGCCUCGAUUUACAAAUUUAAAGGAUGCACAGACUAUGCUGAAUCUGACAACUUCAACCACUUUGCAAGUGAAUAUGACCUCUGGAAAUGCUUCUCUGGUGAUCCACCUUGAGUGGGACUUUGAUCACCCACUUAUACUGUGCCUGGGCUAUGGCUACUCUCCCAAUGAGACCAACUAUGAUGCCAAAACUCACCUUCAGCCAAAGAAUGAUCUUACAGGUCAGCAGACUACCUGGAUCCUAAGAGCUGAAGAGCUGCCUUUUGGAGAAGGAACUUAUUAUCUGAAAGUGAUUCCUACAUUUGAGCUGAAUCCAGCAGCCCAUCACAAUGUCACUGUUAGCAUCACAUGUUUCAUUUCCCAGUGUGUAUUCUGGGAUGAGCUCCAGGAGGACUGGAGCACUGAUGGUUGCCAGGUGGGUCCCCAGACUACUCUUUAUAGCACUCACUGCCUCUGCAACCAUCUCACCUUCUUUGGAAGCACCUUCUUUGUGAUGCCCAACAUCAUUGAUGUGAGCCAAACAGCUGAGCUCUUUGGCACCUUUGUGAACAAUCCUGUGGUUGUGACCACUGUGGGCUGCCUCUGUGUGGUAUAUGUGAUGGUGCUGGUCUGGGCAAGGAGGAAAGACAUUCAGGAUAAUGCCAAGGUGAAGGUCACAGUGCUGGAGGACAACGAUCCCUUUGCCCGAUACUAUUACCUGGUGACAGUCUUUACCGGCCACCGGCGGGGAGCAGCUACCACCUCCAAGGUGACAGUCACACUGUAUGGAGUGGAAGGAGAGAGUGAGCCCCACCACUUAUCAGACCCAGAUACCCCAGUUUUUGAGCGAGGAGGGGUGGAUGUCUUCUUGUUGGCUACUCUCUUUCCACUUGGGGAACUGCAGAGCAUCCGACUGUGGCAUGAUAACUCUGGAGACAGGCCAUCCUGGUAUGUCAACCGCAUAUCAGUCCAUGACUUGACACUGGAUCAGAAAUGGUAUUUCCUUUGUAAUUCUUGGUUGUCCAUUGAUGUUGGUGACUGCGUCCUUGACAGGAGGUUUCCAGUGGCCACAGAACAAGAUAUGAAACAAUUCAGCCACUUGUUUUUCAUGAAGACCUCUGUGGGCUUCCAGGAUGGACACAUUUGGUAUUCAAUCUUCAGCCGUUCCCCUCGAAGCUCUUUUACAAGGGUUCAGAGGGUAUCCUGUUGCUUCUCUCUGCUCCUCUGCACAAUGCUGACCAGCAUCAUGUUUUGGGGGGUCCCCAAAGACCCAGCUGAGCAGAAAAUGGACUUGGGUAAAAUUGAAUUCACUUGGCAGGAAGUGAUGAUCGGUUUGGAAAGCUCCCUCCUUAUGUUCCCCAUCAACCUACUUAUUGUUCAGAUCUUCCGGAACACACGACCUCGGACACCCCAAAAUGAGAAAACUGGGAAGAGUCCUGUGUCCCCACAGCUCCCUCCUACCCCAGAAACUGCACAGGAGGCCCUUCUCACCCCUGAAACUGUAACAAAGGAUAUUCGGAGAAUUGUCAGUUCACUGCUUAAAACUCUGAAGAUUUCAUCACCUGAUUCAUGUUCAGAUUUGGGGAAAUCGAUGGAUAUCAAUAAACUAUUGACUUUAAUAGAAGAGAUCAUUUGCCCACAGAACAAAACUGGGAAGGACUUUAAAGUGGAAAGCAGGAAAAAAGAGGAUGUCUCUAUCCUCACCCUUAGGUCUGUCAACUUAAAAGAACAAACCAGAAUCCCCAGAACCCAGAAAGAGAUAAAGAAUCGGCUCCAGAGCAGUGACUACAGUCAUUAUCUCCUUAUGCAUCUUCAGCAUGUAGAGAAAGAACUUUGUCUUCUGGGGCCUCAUGAUUUCCAGGAUCCCAAGUGCCAUGCCCAGGCAAUGGGGCAGGUCCAGACUCUGAAAAGCCUUCUGAGGAACCUGGAUAAUUCCCAAGAACCAACAACCAUGAGAGUCCAGUACACAGUGAACAUCAAUGGGUCCAACAAGCAAGGCUCUGUUGGCCCAGGCCUGCCCUGGUGGUUUGUCCUCAUUGGCUGGCUGCUUAUUGUGAGUACCAGUGGUACAGCAGCCUUCUUCACCAUGCUCUAUGGGCUGCACUAUGGGAAGGACAACUCCAUCAAAUGGCUUCUUUCCAUGGCAGUCUCAUUUGUGGAAAGUGUUUUCAUCACCCAACCCCUGAAGGUCCUGGGAUUUGCUGCCUUCUUUGCCCUGGUCUUGAAGAAAGUAGAUCAAGAGGAAAACUAUUCAGCACCUGUAGAUGGACACCUAUGUAGCCCAGAUUCAGACAUUUUCUUCCGAGCCCGGAGAGACAGUCAAAGUGGCAUCUACCAACCGCCUACUGAUGCUGAUGUUGAAAAGAUGAAGAAGAAUCACCUUAAGGAGCAGAAAGCAUUUGCCUUAAUACGAGAAAUAUUGGUUUAUGUAGGGUUCUUGUGGAUGCUUUUGUUGGUUGCUUAUGGGCAGAGAGACCCCAAUGCCUACUACUUCAACAGGCACCUAGAGAACAGCUUCUCUAUAGGACAGGGUGUGCUCAGUUUCCAAGAAUUCUUUUUGUGGGCCAAGACCACAUUAGUGAGCAACUUGUAUGGUUCAUACCCAGGCUUUAUCACAGAUGGAAACUCAAAGCUGAUUGGCAGUGCCCGAAUUCGUCAAGUCAGAGUCCGCAAUGACUCCUGCCCUAUCACCCAGGAGCUGGGGGCAUUUCAUGAGUGUCAUGUGCCAUAUUCCCUGGAAGCUGAAGAUAUGUCUGACUAUGGUGAAAGUUGGAAUAGCACUGGUUGCAAUGAAAGCUCUAACUUUUACCAGGCUUGGCAGUAUCAAAGUCAGACCCAGCUACGAGGCCAAUCCAUCUGGGGCAAACUCACAAUCUAUCGGGGAGGAGGCUACACAGUACAUUUAGGAACAGAUCCAAGGAACGCAUCAAGAGUUCUGCAGUAUCUCUUCAACAGUAGCUGGCUGGACACCUUUACUAGGGCAGUGUUUGUGGAAUUUACUGUCUAUAAUGCUAAUGUGAACCUUUUCUGUAUUGUGACUCUGACUUUUGAAGCAAAUACUGCAGGGGCUUUCCUUCCACAAGCAGAACUACAAAGUAUCCGACUUUAUCCUCUCACCAAUGGCUUACAUGUCUUGGUAGUAGCAGCUGAAGUGAUCUACUUCCUCUUCCUAGUCUAUUAUAUGGGCAAUCAGGGCAGACUCAUGAAGAGUCAGAAAUGGGCCUACUUCCGAAGUAAGUGGAACUUACUAGAAUUAGCCAUCAUCCUUAUCAGCUGGAGUGCUUUGUCAGUGUUCCUGAAGAGGACUAUCCUGGGGGCCCGAGAUGUCAAGUACUACUUGACCCACAAGGACAAGGCUAUUGGUUUUGGAGAAACAGCCAGUGCAGAUGCAAUUCUAGGUUAUUUGAUUGCAGUCCUGGUGCUCCUGUCAACUGUGAAAUUGUGGCAUCUGCUCAGGCUGAACCCCAAGCUAAAUGUGCUCACUUCCACCCUACGUAGAGCCUGGGGAGACAUCUCUGGAUUCAUCAUCGUGAUUGCUAUCAUGUUCCUUGCCUACUCAAUAGCAACAAAUUUGAUAUUUGGCUGGAAGCUUCAUUCCUACAAAACUCUUUUUGAUGCAGCAGAAACAAUGGUCAGCCUGCAGCUGGGGAUCUUCAACUACGAAGAGGUCUUGGAUUCUAACCCUGUGUUGGGCUCUUUCUUGAUUGGUUCCUGCAUCAUCUUUAUGACAUUUGUGGUGCUGAAUCUGUUCAUUUCUGUCAUCCUUGUUGCCUUUAGUGAGGAACAAAAAUAUCACCAGAUCAAGGAGAGGACAUCAGCGUUAGAAUUGAAAGGAUCGGCAGGAAUUCACCGAGUCACCAAAUUUGAGAGUUGGAAGGCAUCUCACUGGCCAUCAAGACCAAGUCAAACCAAAAUGGAAUCUUUAUCACAACCUAUCCACUCUCUGCGUAACUACUACCUCCCCAAGCAGCUUAUCUCCAUUUUGGAAGGUUUUAAUUGUUGGAACGUUCUUACUGCUAUGAAACCUAAAUCUUCCUCUUCCUAGCUUCUACCCAAUGCUCCUAGUUCUGUUCCCAGGACUGACGCAGAAUAAAUCCGUUUCUUUUUGUACUUGACUGUUAUUCAGAUGCUUGAAGGCAGCUGUCUUAUUCCUGCUGAAUGUUUUUGUUAAAUCACUUAGCAUAGUGGCUGGCACAGAGUAGUCAUUUUAAAAAUGCUUAUUUCCUUCCUUCUUAAAUGUCCCUGGUCCUCUUGAUUCAGUGGAUAAGAGGAAGAGAGAAAUCACUAGAGACCCAGAACAGCAUUGGCAAAGGGUGUGUUUGUGGGUCAGAGAGUUGUCCACAUUGGUGGGAACAUAGUUUGUGAAACAGUAUGAAGUGAAGCCAUAAAGAUAGCCCAAUGCCAGGCAGGGCCUUGAAUGCCAGGUAAAAGGAUUUUGAACUUAGGUAUCAAUAGGGAGUCAUGGAAGGGUUUUGAGGAAAGGACUAACUUGACUGAAUCUAAGUAUAAGAAAGCACAAAAUGUUUCCACUUGUCCAUAAUGUAAGUAAAGGGAAGAUGCUGAGCAGGGAGAGAGAGCAAGAGGUUGGCUUGUCAACUGCUCAAGCAGGUUGUUUUAUAUAGUGAUAUGGUGAUCAAAGCUUCAGUAGCUCUCUUCUAGAGGGAAAAAAAAAGACAAACUCCCUAGCUUGGCAUAAAGCCUACUCACAGUAUCAUGCCAGUCUACCCUUGAAGUCUUGCUGUAUAUUAUUCCCCAUGGUGUAUCUGUAUAAUUCAUCAAUCAACUCUUUAAAAAACAUUUACUAGCAACUACCUAGGCUCUGUGCUAGUAUUGAUGGGGAUAUGAAUUUUUAAAAGGGAGAAAGUCAAAUUAUUCUGUUUGCAGCUCUUGGAACUCAGUACUUCAUCUCUCAUGGUAGCAUCUUUACCCAGGUUGUGCCCUAUGCCUGGGAUCUCCUUCCUUCUCAUUUCUGUCUCUUUGAAUCCCUAUUGUACUUCAAUGCUCAAAUUUCAUAACAUCUCCUGGGGAAGCAUUUCUAGGUCUUCUUAAUUGUUAGUGGCCUCUCCCUUCUCCCCAAAUCAUUAUAUACAUAUGUGUGUGUGUGUGUGUGUGUAAGCUCUUUGAGGGUAAGACCUGGUUGUUUUUUCUUGUUAUGCCCAGUGCCUAGCAUAGUGCCUUCAGUCAAUAAACAUUUAUUAAUAGCAUUCUAUGUGCCAGGCACUGUGCUAAGUGCUAGAGAUACAAAAAAGAAGCAAAAGAUAGUUCCUCUCUUCAAGAAGCUCACAUUCUUCUAAUAGGGGACAUAAGCAAACAAAUAUGUACAGACAAGCUAUAUAGAGGAUAAAUGAGAACAAAUUAAAAGAGUGAAGGCACUAGAAUUAAGGGGGGGGCAAGGACAUGGUCAAAGAUUCCUAUCGAAAGUAAGAUUUUAGUUAGGUUUGAGAGAAGCCAAAGGAGCCAGGAGGCGAGGCAUUGACGAGGAGAGGGAGCAUUCCAGGCAUGGGAGACAGGAAGGGAAAAUGUUCAGAGCUGAAAGACAGUAUCUUGUUGGUAGAACAGCCAAGAGGCCAGUGUCAGUGAAUCUGAGUAUGUGGAAAGGAUUAAGGUGUAAGAUGACUGAAAAAGUAGGAGUCCUAUGAAGGACUUUGAAGAUCUCCUUCAAACAGAAGGUUUUUGUAUUUGAUCCUAGGGGCAAUUGAGAGCCACUGGAGUUAAUGAGUGGUGGGGAUGACUGGUCAGACCUGCCCAAAGUGAAAUCACUUUGAUGACUGAAUGGAGGACAGAUUAGAAUGGGGAAAAACUUGAGGCAGGCAGCCCCAACAGCAGGCUAGUGCAAUAUACCAAACAUGAAAUGAUAAGGGCCUACACCAGUGUGGGGGCACUAUUCAACGAAUUAAGGGAGUAUAUUAGAAAAUGUUGCACAGUAGCAUCAAUAGGCCUUGGCAACAGAUUGGACAUGAGGAUGACUCCUAGGUUGGGUAUCUGAGAGUCAGGGAGGAUACUGUAACCACUAAAAUAUGGUUUAAGACUGUGAAUUGCCAAAACUGUAAAAAUAAUUUUGGUGUCUUGGAUUAAAUCAAAAAUAAGUGGUCACCAUGGGAAAAAUUCCCAAAUAUGAAAAUACCCAAGUCAGCUGGGUUUUAUGGAGAUUUUAAUUAAUACAAAUGAAGGAAUUAAGAGAAGGGAGAGAGACAGAGUAAGAGGAAAUAGUAGGGAGGGCCUAGGCCAACUGGCCUAGGCCUGAGACUUAAGAGAGACUAGUCAGUCUUUUAUCACUCACCACAAGAUUUGUCCCAAGCAAGCUCUAGUGUUCAGAGAGACCCUCCAAUUCAGCUUCCAAACUGAACUCCCCAAGUUCAGAGAGACCAGCUCCUUUUAAAGAGAAAUUUCUCUUAUGUCACCUCCCCUAAAUUUUCACAUCUACCAAUCACAGUAGACUUUUCCCACAGGACUGUACAUUCUUAAUUCACAUCUUCUUUUAUUAUCACCUUCUCUGGGUAGACUAAAACUUCACACCUCUUGCUAAGCUUGCCCUUUGUAAGUUGCUUGACCUUUUAGUGAUUAAUUUAACCUUUAUAGGUACUUAGCACCCUUUUGUAUUAGAUCUAAAAAUAGACCUAGCUUAAGGUUCUAGCUUUACAAUAAGUAUGAGUUGGGGACUUUUCAUUGUUCAGUAAGGAGUUUACAACUCUAUCUUCCCCUAAGGCACUGUCAUGAGUAGGGUGGAGUAAUUUUAAAGUUCCCAAUACAUUCCUGGCCAAGUACCUCCAUUGUUUAAAAUGGGGAAUAGCUUAAUCAAAUCUUCUGAAGUAGAGUCUGAGAAAUUUUAAGAUUCACAACACCCUCAACAAUAAUAGAGAAGUGGAAAGGGUUUGGGGGAAAGAUAAUGAAUUCUGAACACAUCAAAUUUAAGAUAUCAAUUAGACAUCUAAUUCCAGAUGUCUGAAAAGCAGCUGGAGAUGAGAGAAUGGAAGUUAGCAAUGAGGUUAGGGAAAGAAGGGGAGAUUUGGGAAUCAUUAGCAUAGAGAUAGUAAUGAAAUCCACAGGAACUGAUGAGUAAUAGAGAUAGAGAUCUCUAUCAAAAAGAUAGAGAAAAGGGUUCAAGACAACCCUGAGGAAUACCUACAGUUAGAGGGUAUGAUCUGGAUAAGGAUCCAGCAAAGGCAACUGAAAAGAAGCAGUCUGAUGAAUAGGGGAGAAACCAGGAGAGAGUGGUAUUCUGAAAAUCUAAAGAGAAGAAAAUAUCAAGGUGAAAAGGACCGUGUCAAAGGCUCCUAAGAGGUCAAGGAGAAUGAGGAUUGGGAAAAGGUCACUGAAUUUUUUCAUUAAGAGAUGUGCCUUGUGCAUAAUAGGUACUUCCAUGAAGUUACCAGUUGGUAGAAAUGAGUCCUGAGUGAUCUGCUCCAAGGAUCUGGGUUGAACAAGGACCGGGUGAGCUAGAGAGAGCACCGAGGUAGGCAGGAAUGACAGGAACGCAGGCAAGUAGGGUCAGGAGCCGGAAUGGGCAGCCAGGGUGGGCAGGUGAGCUGCAAUCGAGUCUAACAGCAAACCGGUCUCGAGCAGAUGGCUGCAUGCAGGCAGGGAGAAGUGGCCGAGCCGGGUGGGAGGGAAGGGCUCAAGAAAGUCUGAAUCAGAUGGCUGCCGGCAGGAGCUGAUCAAGAUGGUUUUCUAAAAUAAGCAUCUUGGAGAAACGUGGCUUAAAAAAAAUUCUAGGCUAAAAAAUUUAGGAAGUUCUCAUCCCUUCAUGGUUGCCAACUGUAAAGAUUAAAAUUUUGGGAAACUGAGGCAGGUAGAAAUUAGUUUCUCUCUGCAAAGGAGUAUUAUUUUUAUGAGGUUUAUUGAAGAUUAAGAAUUUAAGAAUAUACAAGUAAGAAAAGCACGUGUCUAGGCCAGAGAGAGGCCUAGACAAUCUCACCUACAUCAUAAAAAAAACUGUGUCUGCUUGCAAGUGGAAACAGAAAAAGCCCCGCGAAAGCCUUUCCAAUCAGGUUAAAUACCCCUUCUGGAUCUUGGCCCAGGUGAGAAUUCAGUGAGAUUACAAAGCAUUUUGAGGAAGUGGAGCAAGGAUUUAUGGGAAUUGAAGUACUGGAUUCAAGUCCAUUUUUACAUUAUUCAAAUUCAUGGUGUUUGAAGUAACUUGUGAAAUGUGGCCAUUGGUUCUAGCACAAUGGAAGUAUACAAUGUUCAUUUGAAUAAUGCAUUUGGCAGCUGAGGGUGACUGCUGGAGGAGCUGCCAAUCAAGCCAGCACUAGUGGAAUCAUGGCUGAGGUUUUUUGUAUUGUUUUCUUUUCCUGGGCAGAUGCUUUGAAAUUUCAAAUUGGCUGGAAACUUUACUGAACCGCUGUUGUAUAAGAUACUGUUUCCAGGUUAUUCUUGUUACACUGUUACAAUGGUUAUGUGGCUACUAGAAACUGUUUAUGCCAAUUUGUUGUUAGUGCCAUAUUUUUUACUGGUGCUGUUAUAAUGUUUUGGGUUGGAAAGCCAUUACAUCGCUUAUGCAACUCACUUUACAAAGGAUAUGUUCUUAUAUACCUAUAGUAUUGCUUGGUUUUGGAGGUCUGUACAAAUUUAAGUGAAUUUUCCUAGCUGUUGUUUAUAAGAUCAAGGCUAUUGUAUCUACGGUGUUUAGAGAUCCUGAAUUGAAGCAAAUGGUUUUAUUGUUGCAAGUUAAAUUGGAUAACAUGGAAAAAAUGUUGUUGUGGUGGUCUUGAUAAUACUAAUGUUGGUCAGCAAGCAGAGGGGGUGUGUGUGCUGAAACAUCCAAAAAUCCCUCUAUGCUUGAAAGGGAAACUAAAGCAUUGAACAAUAAAUCUGCUAAUUUAUUUCCUUUAUUGGAAAAUACCUGUGUUACACCAGAUAUAGGACUUGUUCAUAUAAGAACAAACAAGCAGUUUUCAUCAGCUGAUUUGGAUUCAAAUAAAAAAGAACACCUUAUUUUUUUUCAACAAGCCUCAUCAAAUAAUUAAGAAGUUUAAGUGUGCAAUUAAAAUUUUUGACCCAGAUUUUGCAGAUUUUUCUCCCUAAUUGAAGAAUUACUAGGAGAAAGAGAGCAGUUUGUAGAGGAGACACACAGAAAUCCUGCUUUAAUACCAUGGCCUCAAAUUUUUCAAGAAGUUAAAUUGAAUUCUAUAGAUAAUUACAGAUUUCUGGGACAAACUAGGGAGUUCAUUUUAGAGGCCAUGAAAGCCAAUGCAAAAAGACCUGACCCCUGGUCUAAAUUUGAGCAAAUAAGACAGGAGAUUGGAGAACCACCUGCAAUGUUUUUAGAUAGGUUAAUGGAUGUUGCUGAAAUUCAAUUGGAACUGGAUAUUUUAUCUGAAGAAACCAUUGUUCAUAUUAGGAGAUUAUUUGUUAGGAAUUCAUGCAUUAUGGUAAAUUAAAAAAAAUUUUUAAGACCAAUUGCCCUGAUUAGGAACCAUUGAGUUUGGAAGAUCUAAAAAAGAAAGCUUGCUAUGUCUACCUAGCAGAUGAAGAUAAACAUUCAAAUGAGAAUGAUGGGAUAAUAGAAGAUUUAAAAAGCAGAUGCAGGAAGCUAAUAAGAAAAUCAAAGACAGUGAAGUUAAGUAGAUAAAGGCAGUAGCUGCUCUAAGAUCUGUGCAGCCUAAACCACAGUAUGUACCCAGGCAGUGAAGGUCAGAAGCUCCAGGAUGUUACUUAUGCAACCAAUUGGGACAUUUUGUUAAAGAUUGUUGGUUUAGAGAACAAUUCUCUAGACAAUUGAAUAGAAAUAAUGGGUUUAAUAACAGCUGGAGAAAAAUUCUUUUGGUUGACAAAAUAAUAAUAAUGGAAAUAGGUAUUCUUCAUAUCAAAGACAGGGUAAUUCCAAUGGUUGUCCAAAUGGUUGUUGUCAAGGAAUCCAAGCCCCAGACCUAAUAAUAAUGCAGGAUUGGAUAAAAUCAGGAGCUAGAUCCAAGUUUAGCCAAGUAGCUGGUUGUCAGAAGAGGAAUCAGAAGAAGGGUGCCUAUUCAUUAUGAAGAUGUACCCAAAAUUCUCCAGUGUUGGGUAAAUCAUUUCAAAAUGGGCUUAUGGUUAUAGAUAUUAGAUAUGAUGAGGAUAAUGUAAAUGAAUCAGUGAAUAAUGUAGUUAAAACAAAAUUAAAUGUAAUUAAUAUUAGUGAAUGUGGGGUACAAGACAAUUUUGAUGUAAUAGUGUAUGAAAAUUCUAAAGAUUGUGCAAUAAUGGAAAAUAAUGGAGAAUGUAAAAUGGAUAAAGAAAUUGUGAUUAUAAUUGUGAACAAUGUAACUAAUAAAGAAGGGGAAUCUGGGGAAUGUGAUACAGAUAUAAAAUCCUAGCAAAGUUAUUCAGUUCAAGCAGAUGUUUGUUUGGGUGGACAGGAGGUGACUGAACUUUGCACUAAUGUCACUGUGUUAGCUCCAGUGUUGGAAACAUUCCAACCAUCAAAUAGCAUGGAACCAUAUGUGUCUGUGACUAUUGGAGACCAGAUCUAUGACCUUCUGGUUGACACAGGGGCUAGCAAGACGGUGUUACAAACUCCUCCUGAAAAUUGUAGGGCUAUUUGGUACAACAGAGGUUGUGGGAGCUACAGGAAGACCACAAAGAGUAGCCUAAUUGCAACCAAAGAUGGUUUCUUUGGGACCAUUAAGUGUAGAGCUUGCAGAAACUAGGAAACAGCUUUUACCAAAAGAUUUUUUUACACCUAUUUGUGACAAGCCAUUCAUAGGAAAGGUCAUUUUGCUAUAUAAGCUGUUGUGGAUUCUGUUAAGAGAUUGUGGGUAGCACCAGGAAUUAGUACUGUAGCAAAUAGGAUCUGUAGUAUCUGUUAUUUUUGCCAAAAGUUCAAUCAAGGUGCAUUCCAAAAGAGAGGUUUAGGUGGCCUUUAGCAUACUGUCCAUUCAAUAGUUUGCAAACAGAUUAUAUAAGUAUGCCAAAAGCUGGAAGAUUCAAGUUUUGCCUUUUGAUUGUUGAUCCAUUAACAAAAUGGCCUGAGGUGUUUCCAUCUACUACAAAUACAGCUGGCUUUGUGGUGAAAGGGUUGCUUAGGGAGAUUGUUCCUAGAUUUUGUGUUACAAUUACCAUAGACUCUGACAGAGGAUCUCAUUUUACUCAAGACAUUUUGAAAAGAGUUUAUGAGUAUCUGAGAAUAACACCCAAGUUUCAUAUUCAUUACCAUCCACAAAGUUCAGGUCAGGUGGAACGUUUGAACAGGAAACUCAAGACUAUGGUGGGGAAGAUUUGUGCUGAAACUUAUCUAAAAUGGACAGAUAUUCUUCCCAUAGCUUUGUUUUUCCUGCAUACAAGACCUAGAGCAGAUUUGCAUGUAUCAUCAUAUGAAAUGUUAUUUAGUCAUGUUCCUUCACAGGGUAAAAUUUAUAAAGCUGCCUAUACUUCUCUCUUGGAGGGAGACUGUCAAAUUGCUUCAUAUUUAGUUGCUUUACAACAAAGACUUAGAGAAUUGCAUGAUGUGGGCCACUGGAUUAUUCUCUCCAUAAUUUCUAGCCAGGUGAUCUGGUAUAUGUGAAAAUUUUUGCCAGAGCAUCGGCUACACAAGAAAGCUGGGUUGGUCCUUAUACUAUUGUGUUAAUUUUACCUUCCUCAGGGAAGGAAGGAAGGAAGGAAGGAAGGAAGGAAGGAAGGAAGGAAGGAAGGAAGGAAGGAAGGAAGGAAGGAAGGAAGGAAGGAAGGAAGGAAGGAAGGAAGGAAGGAAGGAAGGAAGGAAGGAAGGAAGGAAGGAAGGAAGGAAGGAAGGAAGGAAGGAAGGAAGGAAGGAAGGAAGGAAGGAAGGAAGGAAGGAAGGAAGGAAGGAAGGAAGGGAAAGGAAAGGAAAGGAAAGGAAUUUUACCUUCCACAGUAUUAGGAAGAGAUUCUUGGUUCCAUUGUUCUCAUGUAAAAUUAGCUCAUAGAAUUGAUGAUGAAAGUGUGGAAAUAAUGGGAGGUGGAAGAAGGAGAAAUUGCAGGAGUUGAAGAAGAAGAGUUGGUGAGUAGUUGUGAAGCAGAAAGCUGAGAGAUAAAAUAGUCAAAUGAGUCUGCAGUCAGAAAGAUCAGUAAGGAGAGGACAAUUCCUGCGGAAGAGGGGAGCACUACAGAGGAGGAUCCAGAGACAACAGAGGAGAUUGUGCAGAAACUGGAUGAUUUACAGAUGAAAAGUGGAUAGAGACUUUAAAGAAGAUUUUUCACUGAAGAGGAUUAGGUGACUGAUGGACAAAUGUUUGUGAGAUUUUGUGUCAUGCAACAUAGCAUAUUUUCAUAUUAGAAUGCAUUCAAAAUUACAUAUUACUGCUAUGGACUUUGGAGAAGAAGAGAUUUCAUCAGACAAAAUGAGAAGAUGAAGGAUCUGAAGUUUUGGUAAGUAUUUUGCAUGCACAUAGACAUACACAUAAACAUAAACAUAAACAUGGUUAGGAUACAUUGAUUCACUACUAGUUAUAGGAUUUAGUUAUAUAUGAGUGCCCAUGUAGAUAAAUUGACACUGUUUAGAUUUUAGAUAGAUUAGAAUAGUAGUAGCAUAGUUAGGUUAGUUUUUAUGAGAUCUCAUUGAGAUAGGAUAUCUGAUUUCAGAUGUUUAUUUUGAUAUCAGGACACAUAUAGGGAUAUAUUUAGAUAGAUUAGAGUUUAGGGUUGACUGGUUAAGGUAGGGUAGUGAAUUACAUUGCAACAUAUUACAUAUUACAUAUCACACAAAAUGUAAAUAGAUAAGUAAACAGUAUGUAUGAUAAGAGUUGAAAAUUGUAUUAUAGUGUUUGUACAUAUGUAUAUGUAUAUGUAACAUGUAUAAUGUAUGUAUAUGUGUACAACAUAAAUGUAUGUAUUGUAUGAAUAUGUAUAUAUAUAUAAAAUUGUGUUUGUAGUUAAAAUUUGAUAUUAAGUUCUUUAGAUAGGAUAGUUUGCACUUUUAUGUUGUAGUUUCACUUUUGUGUAAUGAUAAUAAGGUAUAAUUUAGAAUGAGAUUGUUUUGAAUUUUCAUCUAAUUUGAAUGUAUUUUGCAUAGGUAAGUUUUGAUGGAUUGGUUUGACUUUUUUGUAAAACCUUAUGCUAUGUUGUAUUUAUUGUAAUUUUUCUGUUUUCUAUUUUAUAUAUUGCAAUAGUUUUGAUAGCAUUCUCUUCUGUAUUAAUUUAUAAGUAUAAUAUUUUUAUGACCUUA
This is a messenger RNA of Monodelphis domestica (gray short-tailed opossum), 17453 nucleotides long. RefSeq names its product polycystin-1-like protein 2. The record is from RefSeq and is a predicted model, not a curated record. Gene Ontology annotation, cellular component: membrane. Gene Ontology annotation, biological process: detection of mechanical stimulus. Gene Ontology annotation, molecular function: calcium ion binding; protein binding; carbohydrate binding. NCBI's taxonomy places the organism in Eukaryota, Metazoa, Chordata, Mammalia, Didelphimorphia, Didelphidae.